UCGUGAUGAAGUCUGAAGUGAAUCUUUCGUUGUGGUUCAUGUCUAGCUUCGGCAAUGGUGCAUUCACGGGCUACGGCGCCCGUCGCUCUGUGGCGGCUCGCGUUCGUCGUCCUGCUGACGCAUUUCGUCGUCGCCGUCGCCGCCGCCGCCGCCCUCGACGUCGCGGCGAAGCCGUGCCACUCGGCGUCCGUCGACGCCGACGACGGGUGCCUGAGCUGGCGCGUCAUGGUGGAGGCGAACAACGCCAGGGGGUGGCGCACGGUGCCCGCGCCGUGCGUUGCCUACGUCAGGGGCUACAUGACGCGGGGCCAGUACGGCAGGGACCUGAGCAGCGUCAUGGACCAGGUCGCCGCCUACGUCGACACCGUCGAGGCCGACGCCGACGGCCUCGACGCCUGGAUCCUUGACAUCGACGACACAUGCCUCUCUAACCUGCUCUACUACGAAGCCAAGCAGUUCGGGGCCUAUGAUCCCUCGGCCUUCAAGAUGUGGGCUACCAAAGGGGCUUGUCCGGGGAUACCUGCGGUUCUUGAGUUGUUUGCCACAUUGCAGGCCAAGGGGUUCAAAGUUUUCCUUCUUUCCGGAAGGGAUGAAGAGACGCUGGCCACUUGCACAUCAGAUAAUCUCGAGUCAGAGGGGUUCUUAGGGUAUGAGAGGCUCAUCAUGAGGAGCCCGGACUACCGUGGACAGAGCUCGUCGCUGUUCAAGUCGGCGAUGAGGAAGCGGCUGGUGGAGGAGGAGGGCUACAGGAUCCGCGGCAACGUCGGCGACCAGUGGAGCGACCUGCAGGGCGACUACGUCGGCGACCGCGUCUUCAAGAUCCCCAACCCCAUGUACUACGUCCCGUGAAAAGCCGAACGCACUGCAGGAUCGCCGCAUCGAUCCAUCGAUCGCGAGGGCUCAUCGGGGAGUCGUGUAAACGAGCGGCCAACGCAGCCCAGAUGCCCAACGCAAGAAUAUCAGCUACUGCUAGUUGUUACACAUUUCUUGAUGCUUUAUUGUGCAAGGGAGAUGAUGCAUUA
Molecule: messenger RNA, 1022 nt
Organism: Oryza brachyantha (malo sina)
Lineage: Eukaryota; Viridiplantae; Streptophyta; Magnoliopsida; Poales; Poaceae
Product: acid phosphatase 1
Exons: 4
Coding region: 55-849 (264 amino acids)
Molecular function (GO): acid phosphatase activity
Source: RefSeq, a predicted model, not a curated record